AUGGAAGCUCGCAGCUGCCGCAACAAGUUCAUACUCUACGGCCUCCUCUUCAUCGGCUCAUGGCUCCUAUCCUGCCUCCUCCACUUCCAGUUCUUGCACAUCCCCAUCUUGAGUUACACAUACAAGCCCUCCUCCUCUCACCAUGGUGCGGCAGCCGGACCCACCACCAGUCUCCUGCUCUCUCCCCAGCCAGCCGUUGUCGAGCAUCGGUCGUGCAACGAGCGGCGAGUGUUCAUGCUGCAUCUACCGUCACGGUUUAACCUUCUUCGCGGCUGCCUUGAGGGGUCGCCGGAGUUUGAGGAUGCGUGCAUCGUCAUGUCCAAUGCCGGCCUCGGCCCAGAGCUUGUUCCCCUCUCCAGCAACCACACCAACGGUGUCAUCCCCAACGGCGGAUGGUUCAAUACCAACCACCACGCCCUGGAGGUGAUGUUCCACACACGGAUGUGGAGGUACGAGUGCCUCACCGACAACCCGGCGGCCGCGACGGCAGUGUACGUUCCGUACUACCCGGGCCUGGAGCUGAACCACUACACCUGUGACACCAGCGCUAUGGUGCGCGAUGGGCCUUCCGGGGAGUUCCUCCGGUGGCUGUCGUCGCAGCCACGGUGGGCGACGCUCGGCGGACGCGACCACUUCAUGGUCGCGUCCAAGACCACGUGGAUGUUCCGACGCAGCGGCGGCGAUGACAGCCAAGGCUGCGGCAACGGCUUCCUCAACCGGCCCGAGUGCUUGAACAUGACGGUGCUCACCAUCGAGUCCAACAUCUGGGAGCGGCGGGACAUGGCCGUGCCUUACCCCACCUACUUCCACCCGUCGUCCUCCAGCGAAGUUGCAGCAUGGCAGGCGCGCGCUCGCGGCGCGCACCGGCCGUGGCUGUUCGCGUUCGCCGGCGGGCGGCGUCCCAACGGCACGCUGGUCCUCCGCGACCGCGUCAUCGACCAGUGCGAAUCCUCGAGCCGAUGCGGCAUGCUAGACUGCAGCCACGGCCUGGAGGGCAGCAUCACCUGCCAGUCCCCGGAGAAGCUCAUGUACCUAUUCGUUUCUUCCCAGUUCUGCCUCCAGCCGUAUGGCGACUCCUUCAUGCGCCGGUCGUCCAUCGACGCGGUGGUCGCUGGCUGCAUCCCCGUCUUUUUCCAUGAGGCAUCCACCUUCGAGAAGCAGUAUCGAUGGCACGAGCCGGACAGAGGCAGGGACGGCGUCCACCGCAGCUACUCGGUAUUCAUCGACAAUGACCAUGUCCUAGAAGGGAAGGUGGACAUCGAGGAGGUGCUGAGCAGGUUUACCGAUGAGGAGGUGGCCGCCAUGAGAGAAGAGGUGAUCAAGAUGAUCCCGAGGUUCGUGUACACAGACCCCAGGGUGAGGUUUGAGGGGGAUAUGAGGGAUGGCUUCGAUAUCGCCAUUGACGAGGUGAUGGCGAGGAUGAUGAGGAUAGAAAACGGGGAGGAUUUGGGAUGGUAG
This is a messenger RNA of Triticum aestivum (bread wheat), 1458 nucleotides long. Its product is annotated as xyloglucan galactosyltransferase KATAMARI1 homolog. The record is from RefSeq and is a predicted model, not a curated record. The transcript is spliced from 2 exons. Bases 1 to 1458 code for a protein of 485 amino acids. NCBI's taxonomy places the organism in Eukaryota, Viridiplantae, Streptophyta, Magnoliopsida, Poales, Poaceae. Gene Ontology annotation, molecular function: glycosyltransferase activity.